Messenger RNA from Zonotrichia albicollis (white-throated sparrow), 3025 nucleotides. The record is from RefSeq and is a predicted model, not a curated record. NCBI's taxonomy places the organism in Eukaryota, Metazoa, Chordata, Aves, Passeriformes, Passerellidae.
GCUGGAAAGGGGGAGAGGAGACACUGAUGCCCUUGGGGCUGCAUGGGAGAGGCUGCAACGUGCAGCCUUGUGCUGGAACAUGGUGUGGUUUGACGGCAUCAGCUGGUGGGAGCUGGUCAGAGAGCUGGCAGGGACUGUGCUGUGGGGUGGCCUCUGCAGCAGUGGCACAGGAUGCCUCCUCUUCCUCCUCCUCCUCUUGGUGCACCACAGUGACACACUGUGACUUUGCUGGUGCUAGGGAGCCCAGAUUGGGGUGCUGGCUGCAGCUGGGGGUCCCUCACACAAGGUGCUGGCACACAGGGAGGCCCGGCUCUCCCACAGGCCCCUCUAAGCUCCCUGGAAUGUUUCUGGUCCUAAUUUAAAUAAAAAUGAUCCUUUUUGAAACAGGAAAUUAUAGGCAUAUUUUGGGCUGUUGCUCUGGAAGCCCCUCCCUGGCUGGAGCAGGGUGGUGCUGGGCUCUCUGUGCCCUAUGUGGGGUUGAACCCCCUCACAGGGUCUGUGCUGGGUCACCCUUGUCCCCACAGACCCAGCUGGGCAGUGCCAGCACCCGCUGCCUCUUGGGGGGCUCUCAGUGCUCUGGGGUGACAGGGGACAGCUGGUGGCACAGCGUGGCCGGGCAUUGGGGCUGGGGUGAAACCCCCUCCGUGUCCCAGCCUUGCUCCCAGUGUGGGGCAGCUGGGCUGGCUCAGCUCCACACUUUGUAUUUAUUUAUUUACUGACUGAAUUCCUCAGGCAGGGCCCAAGCGUGCGCCGGCCCAGCAGAAAUAUUCCAGAAAUAUUCCAGAAACGCCUCUGACCACUCCAGUGCUUCAGCAGGGCCACAGGCAUCCAGUGGCUGUGCUGGCUGACCUUGUGUGCCACUGUCCACGGGCACACAGGUCCCUGCAGGUCGCUGUGCCCAGGGUGCCAUGGCAUGGCUGGGUUCCCCGUGUCCCACCAGGGUGGGAGUGUGGGACUCUGGUCAUGUCAGGGGCAUUUUAAUCAUUUUUCUGUGCUUGGCAAGUUCUUUAUUUGGCUCCUUUUCUGCUCUCACUGAGGGUUUGGUGCUGCUGUGGUGUCUCAGUGUGUUGGGGUCUUGGGAGGUGGCUUGUAUCCAGUGGGCUCAGCCAUGGGCCAGUGUGUGUGUGCUGAAUUUCCUGGCUUAGGAAUGAGAGAAAAAUGCUGGCCAGGCAGAAAUGCUGCUGUCACCAAAAAGCUGGGCUGGGUGGAGGUGGCUGCAUGCCUGUGCUACCUGGGGACACCUGUGUCACUGCAGGCACUCUCUGCUGUGUUAUGCCAGCCCUGCCAAGGGUGUUUGAUGUGGCCUGUCCCUUGGCAGUAGGGUGUGCCAGGCUGUGCCCCUGCUUCCUCUGGGAAUGUUUAUUUGCUCAGGGCACAUCUGUCUCACUUUGGUUGGGCAGGGACCUGCUCAGCUGCCAGCUGGGGUCCCAGUGUGCCAUGCCUGUGUCACCGCUGCUCCUCCAUGCCCCUGACCCUCAUCCCCUUGUCCACUGCCCCACUCCCGCUGUUUCCAGGGACACCUUGAACUUCCAGAGGCAGUUUUGCCAUGAAAACACCUUUACCAUGUGUUGCUGGGGUGCUCUCUGUCCCCAAGAACAUUUUGGGGGGAUCUGGUGUUGAUGGCAAAGCCAGAGGAGGAGCGAGAAACGUCCGGGUUGCACCGCCUGGCACCACAGCAGGCACUCAGGGGUGUGGAUUGUGCAAGCCCAUCCUGUGAGGCACAGAGCCCUCCCUGGCCCCCCCAGCUCCACAGCUGCACUGGGCCCGGGGGUGUCUGUCCCACUCUGCGUGCGGACGGUGCAGGGAGGCCGGGCAGUUCCUGGAGCCCACAUCACUUCCUCUGGCAGCGGUGACGGUGACGGUGCUGCUGGUGCCGAGGCCCCAGUGUCCCCCCCGGCUCUCCCUCCGGCUGCUGCUGCUCCUGCCGGCGGGGCCCUCGCAUUCCUGGGCUAUUUUUAGGGUGGCCCUAUCAGCCCAGCUGUCCCCGCUGCCGGCUGCCGCCCCUCCGGUGCCUCUCCCGUGCGGUGCCGCGCUCGCCCCGGCCGAAACCCUUCUCCUGCUCCCUCUGCCAGGGCUGCAGCUCCAUGAGACAUCACCAUGGCGUUCUCAUCCCGGUUUGCGUUCUGGGAGCAGAAGGUCAAGGACGAGGACAAAUCUUUAGCUGUGAAAAGACCCGUGAAGGAGGACGGGGCUUCAGAGAGCCCGAAGGAUGCAGCAUCUGCACCCCCCAAAGCUGAGCCCCCGAAGGCUGAACCCCCAAAACCUGAGCCUGUGAAGAGCCCCGAGCCCGCGAAGAGCCCCGAGCCACCUCCUGGCAGAGGGAAGAGCCCGGAGCCGGUGCUGAACGGGGCAGCAGAGAACGGGCUGGAGGGCGCAGCCCCCGAGGCACAGGGCGAUGACGGCCAGGGGCUGUCCCGCCGCAAGGUGGUGCGGGUGGUGCGCAAGGUGGUGCGCAAAGUCCUGCCCGGGGAGGACGCUGGCACUGCCAAGGAGCCAGGCCGAGAUGCCAAGUCUCCUGAGCCGGUGCCACCCCCGAGGAAGGAGGAAGGAGGGCGUGCUGCCGUCCCAGCUCCCCCAGCCCCGCCGCCUCCCCCCGCCGUGCUGCCCGCAGCCCCUGCCAAGCCGGAGCCCAGGGAUGAGAUCUCAGAGGGGCUCAAAACCCUCAUGGCCAAGGGCAAAACCAAGGAGCACCGGCCGCGGCUCCGGCCAGGGGACAGGCAGGAGAAGCCCCAUGAGCCUGCUGGUGGGGACACAAAGCUGUCCCCGUCCCCGGGCGCUGAAGCCAAGCCAGAGUCACCAGUGCAGCUUUCAGGAGGGAAAGCGGAGCCGGCAAAGGCGUCUGCUCAGAAACCCACAGCCCUGGAGAGGCACAAGGUACCGGUGUGUGCAAUACAGGGGAGGCUCUGACCCCCAGAGAAGCAUGGUGUGAGCUCACCUGCAUGGUUUGCAGUGGUUUUCAGAUGUGUGGUGCGGGUGGGAGUCACUUUUUUGGGGCAGCUGUGUGUGCUGUGGCCACUCCAUCAUG